This is a messenger RNA of Fomitopsis serialis, 1680 nucleotides long. RefSeq lists its product as uncharacterized. The record is from RefSeq and is a predicted model, not a curated record. The transcript is spliced from 7 exons. Gene Ontology annotation, molecular function: histone deacetylase activity. The coding region runs from base 1 to 1680 and encodes 559 amino acids. Lineage: Eukaryota; Fungi; Basidiomycota; Agaricomycetes; Polyporales; Fomitopsidaceae.
AUGGUUCGGUCAUACCAAGCAACAACGUUCUCUUCAGCACCUUACUUCGAUGAUCGAGGACCUUCCGGUCAUGCCGAACCAAUCACAGAACGCGUCAAUCCACAUUCUCGUCCCAUAGUAUCGUAUUACUUUCCGAAAGGAGUAGGCGCACAACAUUAUGGAGAGCGACAUCCAAUGAAGCCGCAUAGGUUGACUCUCACAAAUACCCUUGUGAUGGGGUACGGCCUAGACAAACAAAUCCAUCACAUAUAUAACCCACGACCCGCCACCCAGGCUGAGUUAGAAGCCUAUCACGACCAUGAUUAUAUCGACUUCCUCUCCAGAGUCACCCCACAAAACCAGGCGGACAUGAAGCAUCUGAUAGACACAUUCAACUGCGUUGAGGAUUGUCCUGUUUUCUCCGACAUGUACGAAUUCUGUCGCAUGUACGCCGGCGCAUCCUUGGCAGCAGCAAGAAAGCUCUGCGCGGGAACCACUGACAUAGCGAUCAAUUGGUCCGGUGGACUUCACCACGCGAAGAAAGGCGAGGCCAGUGGCUUCUGCUACGUCAACGACAUUGUGCUGGCCGUACUAGAACUUCUGAGGUACCACCCUCGGGUUCUCUACAUCGAUAUCGACAUCCAUCAUGGCGACGGUGUAGAGUUCGCCUUCUACCACACCAACCGGGUGAUGACGGUCUCCUUCCACAAAUAUACUGGAGACUUCUUCCCAGGUACCGGAAAACUGGAUGACAACGACGGCAUCGACGACAACAUGUAUCUCACAAUAUUCAAGACGGUGAUCGAAGACACCGUCACUGCAUUCCGGCCGACAGCGAUAGUCCUGCAAUGCGGUGCGGACUCCCUGGGCUGCGAUCGGCUAGCCCACGGCGAAUGCGUCAACUUCGUCCGCAAGUUCAACGUCCCGCUCCUCGUCGUAGGCGGUGGUGGCUACACCAUCAAGAACGUGAGCCGCUGCUGGACGUACGAAACCUCGGUCCUCGUCGGCGCGUCCAUCCCGGACGAGCUCCCUGCGACGAUCUACGACUCGUUCUUCCGGGAGUCUCAGUGGAAGCUCCACCCGCCACUCACAGGUAAGGUCGAAAAUCAUAACACGGCGGCUUCCCUUCAGCGCAUCACGAUCGCGAUCCGGAACAAGCUGCGGUACCUCCAAGGUGCUCCUAGCGUUGCGAUGCAGGAGAUCCCACCGGAUCUUGCGGGCUGGCUAGAGGACGAGGCGCGGACACGAGAGGAAAAAGAGGAAGAGCGGGGAACCGCACAGGCGGGAGAGACACGAGUGGAUCGCUCUGUGUUGCGCAACGAGUUCUUCGAUGGGGACAAGGACAAUGAUGCCGAUGAAGCGGACGACGAGCCCGUGGUGAAGAAGACUGCCGCCCGCAAGCCAAGGACGAGUACGGGUAGGCGGGCCAGAGGAAAGGGGAGGGCUAGAGGGGCAGCAACGUCACGUAGUGCGGCAGCAGCUGAAGACGGCGAGGACGAGGAUGACGAGGAUGAAGCGCCUGCACCUGUGCGGCGGACAGCCAGGCCUCGAGGUCGGGGCAGGGGUCGUGGGCGCGGGCGGGGACGCACAAGGGCUCAAGCUCAGGAGAGGGACACCGAGACGGAGAGCACACAGCUUGAGGGGGACUCCGUGCUGGACACUGAGACAGACCAGGCGCCGCAAGACCUCAAUGUCGUUUGA